UAAGUGCGUCGCAACUUUCUCGACGCAGCAAAGACCUGAUCACAACUUUUGCUUUACAAUAUAGGUACAUGGGGGCACCCGCGUGUGCUUUAUUUUUCGUUUUCCCGUGAUAAGAUGAGAGACGGGAAAUUCCGAGGUCGAGGGUAUGCUGAUGGAUGCGUGUCACUUUAGGCGAAGUCAAUUCGUUGAUCUAGCUGAACUGCACAGACCCGAUCUUUUUCGUAGCUGCAUUUUGGCCAAGGACACACAUACUUUUUUUCUAUCAAGGACCAAACACAAAAUGGCCCUGCAAGGAAUGCGUGUAACCACCGCUGCGUCGGUGCCAGGAAGUCGCGCUUUACCGACACGUGCUUCUAGGUCGCGAUGGCUUACUACUAUCCCAUCCGAACCCAAUUUACCAUAUGUCAGGACCCGCGACGGACAAUCGCAGCGACAACAUGAGAUGAAAUCGAUACGAGAGCGUCUACCGCUGUGCCGCUUUUUAGAUCGUCGUUGUUUACACGCUUCUACGGCGCUUCAGGAUGACAAAGAAGAAGAACCGCGCAGCAUUCUGGUCACUUCACCUGCUGAGACUCGACUAAGUGGAACUCUCGAAGAAGGCAGUUCUGCCCGACGCGAGUCGCCGGUUGAGAUAGCCGAAGCAGGAGCGCGGAUAUUUCUCUCUGCUGUGAAAGGGCUCGAUUCGGCUUGGCAUUUCUAUCCACUGCCGUAUCAGUGGCCGGCAACUUUUUUGGUUCAAUAUCAGGAAGCUGAACUGCAUUCUGAGUGCGAUUCGUGGUUCCCACUAUCGUUGAAAACAACUUUUCAAACCUACGAUCGAAACAAAAAAAAGCUUGCGAAGGUCGACCCAAGGUCCAUGGAAAUGCCAUCGGACAAGCGAGUUUUCGUCUACAAUCGGGUGAAUGAGCUGCCACAUCUGCAGAUCUUCGUCGGGCCGCUUCCAGGUAUGUUUUUUGUCGAUUCCCCUGCACGUGGAGUACGGCGCAGAAAGGCUACGACUGAUAAUACCAAAACCUACUGGUUUAACGAGUCGGAGCAAGUGGGUGCACGCGAACUCGUACGGCGUCUACAAAACGAGUGGCAAGGCGGCAGCGUCCGAGGAAAAGGAGAAUGGUAUCGCAGCUUUCUCGAAAGGAUGGGCACCCUUUCUGGAAAAACAGCUACCUUUUGCCGUGCAAUGAUCCAGAUGCAAGACAAAGUGUACGGACCACUCGGCGCAGAAGUCACGUAUCGGCGCGCUCAAACCGCACACAACACUGUUGUAAAUGGCCGAAAAGUUCUUCACAGGGUUGCUUCACCUGUUUCACAUUAUGCUGGACGAGCCCUGACUCUUACGACCGGAACGACCACGACUGACUCGGGCGUUCGCCCUUAUUCGCUCGCUGAGUUGCAAGCACUCGACUUUGUAUGUGGAGUCAACUAUUGCAGGGAGGCGAAUGAAGUGCGAGGAUUUUUCUUCUUUCCGCGCUCUUAUUUGGUGACGCGUUUUGCACCAUCUCCGAGUAAGAAUGACCACUGUAAACCUACCUACUGGGUAUAUUUUCCGGAGGAUUCCCAUCGUGCGCGGUCUGACGAAGUGAAGAAGCGGAUACCCAGCGAUCUCGAGUUUUACAUCGACUUGGAAGAAAGAGAUGGCAAUCAGUUGCAGAAACUUCGUCGAAUUUUGGAAGGCACCUAGUACACGAUAGAAAAAGGACGAAGGAAGCAGUAUUUUAUCAAGCGACGACGACGGACCGGGCGGGAGGAAAGGUAAGAAAAAAGGAAAGAAGAAAAAGGGAAAAGGGAAGGGAAAGAAGUGAAAAAUUUGCGUGCACCCUUUGCGCUGUGGUGGAUAUAGAGAAGAUAUGAUUUUUCUGCGAAACGAACCACACCAUACGCACCUGAGGUUUAGGUUUUUUGCAAACGAUCUUGCAACUGCUGAAAUGAAAAGCGACCCAUGGACAACUGACGUCAGUUCAUCGAUCCCCACAGAUUCAAAAGGUAGUGGACACGUCGAAGAUCAAGGCCGCGUUUCUUAGUGUGUCAGGCACGCAAUAUGAAUUCGCGAAUGAGGCGAGGACCCACUUGAGAGGGAGUGAUUCGGUAGGCUGGGGCGUCAACUUUCUGUGCGCAGAGCGUCAAGGAGCGAAUGGAACCAGGAAAGAGAGGAGAU
Amoebophrya sp. A120 is the source of this 2152-nucleotide messenger RNA. Lineage: Eukaryota; Dinophyceae; Syndiniales; Amoebophryaceae. The record is from the annotation of a GenBank genome assembly.